AUGCCCGACGCUCCCGACAACCCCUCGCUCGUGGCAUCUGCAAGAAGCAGUGAUGGGCUCUGCUUUGUGAUGCCUGAUAUAACCCUGGAGUAUUUUUAUAGCCCAACUACUCCAGUUGGACGCCGCCACCGCGGGGACGCGGGGAAGGGCGUCCUGGAGGUGCCCUUGCCGCCCUGGCAGCCGCGCGCCCGGGAGCCGCUGGAGACGAAGCGAGCGCGGCUGCUGCAGGAGAGCAGGAAGAGGGGCACGCUGGAGAACUGCCUGCUGCUCGGCCUUUUUGCAAAGGAGAACCUGAACCGCAUGAGCGAACGGCAGCUCAACCUCUAUGACCGGCUCAUCAACGAGCCCAGCAAUGACUGGGACAUUUACUACUGGGCAACAGAAGCGAAACCCACGCCGGCCGUGUUUGAGAACGACGUCAUGGCCAUGCUGAGGGAGUUUGCCAAGAACAAGAACAGGGAGCAGAGGCUGCGGCAGCCAGACCUGGAGUAUCUCUUUGAGUCGCCACGCUGA
This is a messenger RNA of Tinamus guttatus (white-throated tinamou), 513 nucleotides long. The record is from RefSeq and is a predicted model, not a curated record. NCBI's taxonomy places the organism in Eukaryota, Metazoa, Chordata, Aves, Tinamiformes, Tinamidae.